Messenger RNA from Rhinichthys klamathensis goyatoka, 1148 nucleotides. It is a transcript of the gene swsap1, whose product is annotated as SWIM-type zinc finger 7 associated protein 1. The coding region runs from base 208 to 1014 and encodes 268 amino acids. Lineage: Eukaryota; Metazoa; Chordata; Actinopteri; Cypriniformes; Leuciscidae. Gene Ontology annotation, molecular function: single-stranded DNA binding. Gene Ontology annotation, cellular component: Shu complex. The transcript has 2 exons. The record is from RefSeq and is a predicted model, not a curated record. Gene Ontology annotation, biological process: double-strand break repair via homologous recombination.
UUUGAUUCGACACAUUGGUUUGACCAAUCAACCGUGAGCUCUCUUUUAUGUCAGCCAAUCAGAUGCGUCGUUCCAACAGAAGGCAGUGGAACGUCAAAUUCGCGGGAGAAGAUGAUGCAUGUUACCUUCACGUUGUUGCUGUUGUAGUUAACGAGUCAUACUUUUACAUUCAAAUGAAUAAUUGCUAAUAGCAGUCAUUUUACUGGUAUGGCUGAUAUUUUGGGAGUCGUUUUCAGACGGUUUGCACCAGGAACUGGAACGAGUGGUUUGGUAUUUCCCUCUCGUGUAGAAGGCAACACGUUAGUGCUCGGGGACGUAAACAUCAGGAGAUCUGUGCUAUUCCUCUCCGCCGUGAUCUCUGCCACAGAUCUGGGGCUCAAAGUGCUGUUUUUCACACAGACCCCUUUUCAGUCUCUACCGGUUUCUCUGAGGGCUUCAGUACCUGGACUAAAACUAGAGAGUCUUAAGAAUGUGAAGUUUGUGUAUGUGAAGACUUUGGAGGAGCUGGUUGAGGAUGUGGCGUCUCUUCACGAGCUGGCGUCCGAUGCCGCGUCUCCUCCCUCCCUGAUCAUCGUGGACGGUCUGGAGAGGUAUUUGCAAGGGCCGCUGCAGGACGACCCGGGCCCUGUGGCUCACGUGGCGGCCCUCCUGCACGACACCGCUGCUUUCCUCACGCAGAUCCUGCAGAACAGAGCAGACGGCCAGGGCCUGUGCAGGGUCAUGCUCUCCUUUCAGAGUGAGUGUGAAGGCAGUCGGGACAGUGAAGUCCCUGAUCUUCUCCUCUCUGUUCUGGACCGUUACCUGCAGGUGAGGUGCACCUUUGAGGAAAUAGCGGGGCAGAAUGAGUGGCAGGUGUAUCUGUCAGACACGUGUCCUUCGUCGGCCCAUCAGGGACAGCAGUGGCACAUGGGGCUGCAGGCAGGAGGGGUUCUGGAGUUUCGUCCGGUCAUCGGUGAGGAACAGCAGAUUCUGGACCAGCGGGACAAGAGCAAACAGGGAAAUGAGAGCAAAUAAAUGUUCAUAUUACAAUAUAACCAAUUUUUAUUUCUCAGUUCGACCAGCUAUACUAGAUUUAUAGGAAUGUUAGUGUUUACUUGUUAAUUUGACAAAGUAAUAUAAAAUUUAACUAAAUACAGAUAUUUUGCAUG